CCCCGCAACAGUUGUUUACAUUUAGUUGUGAAACUUGAAUAUUGGCAAAAAUGUCCACCUUUGUGGUUAAAUUACUUCAACGCUCUCAGCUCUCACAUAGUCAAAUAGACGUAAAGCCGUUUAUAUAUGUCCGAAGCAAAUGGAUGGACGACGACGUGGAGUUUGACAUCCUGACCACUUCUGACAAUCAAAACUACCGGUCGAGUCUAAAAUACGAUGAGUUUCGGAGUGGAGCCUGUGAAUUGGAACAGGCCUACGAUGCUUUCUUUGCAGAGUGCAAAAGUGCACUAACCACGCACAUGGGACUCCAAGGAUUCGAUUAUGAAAUAUCCCUGGAAGAUGCCGAUAAACCAACCUUCAAAGUGUACAAAUGUGAGGGAUACGAAACGCUGUAUUUGGAUGUUCCGCUUAGAAAAGUGUCCAACUGCUACCAGUUGCUGGAUGCAGCCAUCGAAGCUGGUCAGCAGAAGCCUCAAGCAGCUCCAGCCACCGAAUCCGACGCCCAGACAACCGCAUCCCUGGCUGAAUAUGAAAAGUAUGUGAGGGACAGCAAACUGAAGGAGGAGGAACUUCUCAAGAAAUUCCUGCUGCUUUUGAACAGCAAAAAGGCCCACAUUCGGGAUUUAGAGAGUCAGUUGGAAAAGCGAUCCGGGAAGGGAUCAAGGGCAAAGAAUAAUCAAAGGAUUUCUUCUGAUGAAGAGGACGAUGCCUACGGAGCAGCCACUCAAGCCAUGAAUAUAGAUAAUGACUCAGAUUAAGCCCCUUAGUAAUACAAAUAAUUAAACAUUUCGUCUUCGGUAUGUGCUUGAAAUGUAUUUCCAUUUUGUUUUAGUUUUUC
This is a messenger RNA of Drosophila mauritiana, 838 nucleotides long. RefSeq lists its product as uncharacterized. Gene Ontology annotation, molecular function: DNA binding. NCBI's taxonomy places the organism in Eukaryota, Metazoa, Arthropoda, Insecta, Diptera, Drosophilidae. Bases 51 to 758 code for a protein of 235 amino acids. Gene Ontology annotation, biological process: DNA recombination; double-strand break repair via nonhomologous end joining; response to X-ray. The record is from RefSeq and is a predicted model, not a curated record. The transcript has a single exon. Gene Ontology annotation, cellular component: DNA-dependent protein kinase-DNA ligase 4 complex; nucleus; DNA ligase IV complex.